Rubroshorea leprosula is the source of this 984-nucleotide messenger RNA. NCBI's taxonomy places the organism in Eukaryota, Viridiplantae, Streptophyta, Magnoliopsida, Malvales, Dipterocarpaceae. The record is from the annotation of a GenBank genome assembly.
AGAGAGACUAACCUUCCUUUAUUUUAGUAGCAUUUGGUAAAUAAUGAGGCAUAAUAAGCUUGCAAAUCCAUCCCUAGAAGUUCUUAGAAUAAAGGCUGAGCAUCCUGAUGAUUACCAAGCCAUUUUAAAUGAUAGGGUGAAGGGGCAAUUGAAAGUCACCAGAGCAUUUGGCGCUGGUUUCUUAAAGAAGCCAAGUUGUAAUGAAGCUCUGCUAGAGGCGUUUCGUAUCAAUUAUGUGGGCAGUGCUCCUUAUGUUAGCUGCAUCCCUUCUGUUCAUCACCACCGGCUCUCCUCAAGUGACCGAUUCUUGGUACUAUCAUCUGAUGGGCUUUACCAGUACUUCAGCAAUGAAGAGGUUGUUGCCCAUGUUACAUGGUUCAUGGAAAAUGUUCCUGAAGGUGAUCCUGCACAGUACCUCAUUGCAGAGCUUCUGUUCCGCGCUGCCAAAAAGAAUGGAAUGGAUUUUCAUGAACUCCUUGAUAUUCCUCAUGGAGAUCGACGUAAAUAUCAUGAUGAUGUUUCUGUUAUGGUGGUUUCAUUGGAGGGAAGGAUUUGGCGAUCUUCCGGAUAAAUUUCCUUCUUUUUUGAUUUUUUUUUUUUUCAAAUAUUUGCAUCCUGCUUCAACAAUGUAACCAUUUUCAAGCAAGGGGCAAAAUCCAUUUAUGCAAUUUCAGUCAAUUCUUGCUCUCUGAAGACUGCUACUUCAUUUGCUUAGUUUUAGUCCGAAAUUCCUGUUCAAAAUCCAUCAAAAACUGUUAACUAUUAAUUCCCCCUCCUUAUAUACUAGCCAUACACUUCCAUUUUCCUCCACCAAACCAACUAGAGUCCCUCCUUUGAGUUUCCUCCAUCACCAAUCAACCAUGGCUCUCAAAGUUUUCACUUAUCUGUUUAUCUUCAUUGCAAUCUCCAGCUUAGUUGCUUCCGACCCCGAUUCACUUCAAGAUCUCUGCGUUGCAGACAAAUCUUCAGGCAUGAAAAUGUUAA